Molecule: messenger RNA, 2674 nt
Organism: Stegodyphus dumicola
Lineage: Eukaryota; Metazoa; Arthropoda; Arachnida; Araneae; Eresidae
Gene: pic
Product: DNA damage-binding protein pic
Cellular component (GO): nucleus
Molecular function (GO): protein binding; nucleic acid binding
Source: RefSeq, a predicted model, not a curated record
UACUAAUUUGAGCCUUAAAGCGGCAUCGAGUAGUGUGUGGAAAUUGUUAUUCGCGGAACGUUAAAUGUGAUGAUUAAUUCAAAUUAACAACAAUAAUGUCUUAUAAUUACGUAGUCACCGCUCAUAAACCGACCAGUGUUGGAGCAUGUGCCACAGGCAAUUUUACAUCUCCAAAUGAUUUAAAUCUACUACUUGCAAAAAAUACUAGACUAGAAAUUUAUUUGGUAACACCAGAAGGUUUGAGAGCUUUGAAAGAAAUCAGCAUCUAUGGACGCAUCACAGUUAUGAAACUUUUCCGGCCACCGGGUGAUGUAAAAGACUUCUUAUUCAUAUUGACACACAAGUACAAUGCUGCUAUCUUGGAAUGUGUUAAUGAAGGAGAAAAUAUGGAAAUCGUUACUUUAGCGCAUGGAAAUGUUUCUGAUGCUAUUGCUCGACCAUCAGAAACUGGAAGUAUUGGGAUAAUUGAUCCUUUGUGUAAAGUGAUUGGUUUGAGACUAUAUGAUGGCUUAUUCAAAAUUAUUCCACUAGAUAGGGAUAUUAAAGAGCUGAAAGCAUUUAAUUUGAGAAUGGAAGAGUUACAUGUACAUGAUAUACAGUUUUUACAUGGAUAUACUAAUCCAACGGUUGUACUUGUUUAUCAAGAUUCUCAAGCUCGUCAUGUUAAUACAUAUGAGAUUUCAAUGAGAGAUAAAGAAUUUGUAAAAGGUCCGUGGCAGCAAAAUAAUGUGGAAGUUGAAGCAACUACAUUAAUUGCAGUUCCUGAACCCUUCUGUGGAGCCAUUGUGAUUGGGCAGGAAUCAAUAACUUAUUAUCAUAAUGAUACACAUAUUGCCAUUUCACCUGCAUUAAUAAAACAAAGUGUCAUUAAUUGCUAUUGCAAAGUUGAUGAAAAUGGGUCAAGGUAUUUGUUGGGAAAUGUUACCGGUCGAUUAUUUAUGCUUCUUCUUGAACGAGAAGAAAAAAUGGAUGGAAGUAUACAUGUUCGGGAUCUCAAAUUUGAAUUUCUGGGUGAAAUUACAAUACCAGAAUGUAUAACAUACUUGGAUAAUGGUGUUGUGUAUGUGGGAUCAAGACUAGGUGAUUCACAGUUAAUAAAGCUGAAUGUUCAUGCUAAUGAAAGUGGAUCAUUUACUGAAGUCAUGGAAACCUUCACUAAUUUGGGUCCAAUUGUUGACAUGUGUGUAGUAGACCUAGAACGUCAAGGCCAGGGACAGCUUGUUACUUGUUCUGGAGCUUUUAAAGAAGGCUCUUUGCGUAUUAUUCGCAAUGGCAUUGGAAUUCAUGAACAUGCUAGCAUAGAUCUGCCAGGAGUGAAAGGCAUGUGGCCUUUGAAAGUGGAUGGCAUUGAAUUUGAUGAUACUCUUAUUUUAUCCUUUGUUGGGCAAACACGGGUUUUAACGCUUAGUGGAGAGGAAGUUGAAGAAACUUACCUUAGUGGAUUUGAUGUCAGUCAACAAACAUUUCUGUGUGCUAAUGUUCGUUUUGAUCAAAUUGUUCAGGUUACAGCUACUUCAAUUCGUUUGAUUAAUAGAUCCAAUAAAAAGUUACUGAGUCAGUGGAUGCCACCACCUGGGCAAAAUAUCUGUGUUGUUUCAGCAAAUAUGUCUCAGGUUGUUUGUGCUAUACGGAAUGAAUUGUAUUAUUUUGAAAUUUAUGAAGAGGAAAUAAAGCAAGUAGGGCAUGCAAUAAUGGAUUACGAAGUAGCAUGCUUGGAUGUGAAUCCAUUAGACUGUUCUGAUAAAACUCAAAUAUGUGCUGUUGGUUUGUGGACAGAUAUUUCAAUUCGUAUUCUGAAUCUACCUUCUUUGAGAGAAAUGCAAAAAGAAAUGCUUGGAGGUGACAUUAUCCCAAGAUCUAUUUUGGCUACUACGUUUGAGAAUACUCAUUACCUUCUUUGUGCCUUGGGUGAUGGAUCUUUAUAUUAUUUUUCAAUCAAUCCAAUUACAGGUAGUCUUGCUGAUAAGAAAAAAGUUACCCUAGGAACUCAACCAACAGUGCUUAAAACAUUUCGUUCUUUGGCCACGACUAAUGUUUUUGCUUGUUCCGAUAGACCAACUGUGAUAUAUUCUAGCAAUCAUAAAUUAGUAUUUUCUAAUGUUAAUCUAAAAGAAGUUAGCCAUAUGUGCCCACUCAAUUCAGAAGGCUAUCCUGAUAGUUUGGCACUUGCAAAUGAUAAUACAUUACUGAUUGGGACUAUAGAUGAAAUCCAGAAACUUCACAUUAGAACUGUUCCAUUGGGUGAAUCACCUAGGCGUAUUGCUUAUCAAGAAGCCACCCAGACAUUUGGUGUAAUUACGUCUAGAACUGAUUAUCACGAUAGCUGUGGUUUAACUCCAACAAGGCGUAGUGCAAGUACACAAGCCCAGAAUUUUACAUCUAGUACAAGCAGCAAUUCUAUAUUAAAAAUUAAUCAGACACAGUCUGGACAAACAAGUGCAGAUGAAUGUGGCCAAGAAGUAGAUGUAUAUAGUUUACUUAUUAUAGAUCAACAUACAUUUGAAGUACUUCAUGCUCACCAGUUUUUGCCAAAUGAAUUUGCUCUUAGUAUUAUUUCAACUAGGUUAGGGGAAGAUCCAAAUACUUAUUAUAUAAUUGGUACUGCAAUUGUAAAUUCUGAUGAAUCUGAGCCAAAACAAGGCCGUUUUGUCAUAUUUAUGUGGAAAGACGGUAA